AUGGGGAAUAAUAUGGGUCGUCAUCAACUAUACUCGGUAAUAAAUGCAACAUCAAGAAGCUUCUCGCAUGAGCUGAGGGAUCUGUGGAAUAGUCCAAGGGGAACAGUGCUCCGAAUUGAGACAAUAGCCCUAGUGGCCAUGGUUCUCUCCUUCUUUCUUGCUGCCUUCGGGUCCUGCUGCCGCUGGUCCAACAGUUGGUUCAUACAAAAGGGCUUCUUGGCUGCGAAUGCAUUGUUUCUAUCCCUAGGAACCUACUGCAUUGGCCUAAUGCAAUCUUCUCAAGUGAAGAGCGAGAUGUACCCCUUAUGGGCAGUAUCCUUGAUGGCCCUCCUUUGCUGCGUUGAUUCAGCCGCCGGAUCCAGCCUCGACAGCAGGAGUCAGCUCUGGAAGAUGUUGUAUCAGCUCUGCCUCUACUUUGGAUAUGUUCUUUUGAUGAGCAUCUCGACCAUCACCAGUGAUGUUGGUAACAUAGCCAUUUGCUUGCUAGCCGCUGUGACCUUCUUCAAGGGAUUCCAUAGGUCAAUGGCGCUGGUGCUACCAAGUUCUAUGCGGAACAUGAUAGCUUCCAUGAGGUUCCAAGACAGUAGGCUCAAUGCCUGCAAGGACAUGUGCGUCUCCCUCUCUCUAUCUCAUCUGUUGCACCGGCGUUUCCUUGGGUUAAACAGUGCUCAACCAACAAUGGAUAAUAGGGAGCCCUUGGUUAAGAACUACGAGAGGGCCUUGAAGCUGGUUGAGACUGAGCUAGCUUUUUUAUAUGAUGUCUUGUACACCAGCAAUGCAUUCCUCCAUUACUACGAAGCGAGGAGUGCUAGCAUCUGGGCGUUUGCUUCGCUUAUUGGGAUAUGUUUUGUUGGGACGACAGUGGCUGUCAUACCUAGGUCGAGGGCUACUCCUCGUCAUGCUUCUUCUCCUGGCAACACCUUUGUGGACACCACGGUAGCGGACUUUGUCAUUACUGGAGUGAUACUGGCGUCUCUAGCUCUACUGCAGGUGUUGCAGUUGCUACGCUGCUGGACCUCAAACUGGGCCAAAGUCUCCUUUGCCCGCGACUGCAAAAGGAUCUUCCGUCACCGUAACGACGUACCAGUUAUAGAAAAUGAGGAUUUAAUUAUAAAAAAUGAGGAUUUGGGUUGGGGAAUGAGAUUGAGAGCAUCUCUUAUCAAGAUUGACUGGUCUGACAAAUACCAAUACCUCUGGCAGAAUAAGCUCGGGCAGCAUUCAUUAAUGGAAUCAAUCACUUCUCAGCGCCGCAUGCUCCCUGGGCGCUCCGACAAUACAAAGAAACUGUACGUUGGAGUUAGAGACGUGGCAAUUUGGAGUGUCAAGUCCACUGCUACUGGAGACAAUAAGCUGCAGGCACUGGAAAGUUUUGACCCGUUCAAGUAUUGCGAUUAUUGUGAGCACAAGUAUGGAAUGUACUCCGCCGAGUACGGUGUGUUGAUGGGAUCCUCCACCAUCUAUGGCGCGGGUGUGGUGUUGGGGAAGGUACUCCGAAGCAUGCCUGCUGCUGAUCGGUGGGAGAUGCUGGCAGAGUUCUGGGUGAAGGCGUUGCUGUACGCGGCGCCGUCGGACAUGGUGGAGGAGCACAUGCAGCACCUCUCGCAGGGCGGCGAGCUCAUCACCCAUCUCUGGGCUCUGCUCUAUCACACCGGCGUUCACAGGUGGCACCUUGACCCGUCGUCAUCAGGAUGGGGUGGGACUACAUCUUCCGGAUCCGCUCAUGGAAAGACGUCGAUCCACCUGCUCAGGUACGCUGCUGCAUACAGUUAUAUUGUACACAACACCAACUAG
This is a messenger RNA of Panicum virgatum (switchgrass), 1791 nucleotides long. RefSeq lists its product as uncharacterized. The coding region runs from base 1 to 1791 and encodes 596 amino acids. NCBI's taxonomy places the organism in Eukaryota, Viridiplantae, Streptophyta, Magnoliopsida, Poales, Poaceae. The transcript has 4 exons. The record is from RefSeq and is a predicted model, not a curated record.